Malaclemys terrapin pileata is the source of this 1404-nucleotide messenger RNA. RefSeq names its product loricrin-like. Lineage: Eukaryota; Metazoa; Chordata; Testudines; Emydidae. The transcript has a single exon. The coding region runs from base 1 to 1404 and encodes 467 amino acids. The record is from RefSeq and is a predicted model, not a curated record.
AUGGCGGGCCAGAGCGACUCUGUGGCCCGUGGCGGGUGCCGUGGGCCUGUGGCGGUGCAGAGCGGCCCUGUGGUAGGCGCCGUGGGGCCGUGGUGGGGCACAGUGGCUCUGUGGCGGGCACCGUGGGCCUGUGGCGGGGCAGAGUGGCUCUGUGGCCCGUGGCGGGUGCUGUGGGCCUGUGGCGGGGCAGAGUGGCUCUGUGGCCUGCGGCGGGCGCUGUGGGCCUGUGGCGGGGCAGAGUGGCUCUGUGGCACGUGCCGUGGGCCUGUGGCAGGGCAGAGCGGCUCUGUGGCCUGCGGCGGGCGCCGUGAGCCUGUGGCAGGGCAGAGUGGCUCUGUGGCCUGCGGCGGGCGCCGUGAGCCUGUGGCAGGGCAGAGUGGCUCUGUGGCCUGCGGCGGGCGCCGUGAGCCUGUGGCAGGGCAGAGUGGCUCUGUGGCCCGUGGCGGGUGCUGUGGGCUUGUGGCAGGGCAGAGCGGCUCUGUGGCCUGCGGCGGGCGCCGUGAGCCUGUGGCAGGGCAGAGUGGCUCUGUGGCCUGCGGCGGGCGCCGUGAGCCUGUGGCAGGGCAGAGCGGCUCUGUGGCCUGCGGCGGGCGCCGUGAGCCUGUGGCAGGGCAGAGUGGCUCUGUGGCCUGCGGCGGGCGCCGCGAGCCUGUGGCAGGGCAGAGUGGCUCUGUGGCCCGUGGCGGGUGCUGUGGGCUUGUGGCAGGGCAGAGCGGCUCUGUGGCCUGCGGCGGGCGCCGUGAGCCUGUGGCAGGGCAGAGUGGCUCUGUGGCCUGCGGCGGGCGCCGCGAGCCUGUGGCAGGGCAGAGUGGCUCUGUGGCCCGUGGCGGGUGCUGUGGGCUUGUGGCAGGGCAGAGCGGCUCUGUGGCCUGCGGCGGGCGCCGUGAGCCUGUGGCAGGGCAGAGUGGCUCUGUGGCCUGCGGCGGGCGCCGCGAGCCUGUGGCAGGGCAGAGUGGCUCUGUGGCCCGUGGCGGGUGCUGUGGGCUUGUGGCAGGGCAGAGCGGCUCUGUGGCCUGCGGCGGGCGCCGUGAGCCUGUGGCAGGGCAGAGUGGCUCUGUGGCCUGCGGCGGGCGCCGUGAGCCUGUGGCAGGGCAGAGCGGCUCUGUGGCCUGCGGCGGGCGCCGUGAGCCUGUGGCAGGGCAGAGCGGCUCUGUGGCCUGCGGCGGGCGCCGUGAGCCUGUGGCAGGGCAGAGUGGCUCUGUGGCCUGCGGCGGGCGCCGUGAGCCUGUGGCAGGGCAGAGUGGCUCUGCGGCCCGUGGCGCAGCGGAGCAGCUCUAUGGCCUGUGUGUAGGGGGGGAUAUAUCCUGCCCCGUAGGAGAAAGUGGGGGAGCAGCUCCAGCGCCCAGCCUCUACCCCCUCCCCCGUCAGGAAAUCACUGGGGUAACAGAGAAGCUGCAGGGAUAA